Messenger RNA from Polychytrium aggregatum, 2076 nucleotides. RefSeq lists its product as uncharacterized. The transcript has 12 exons. The record is from RefSeq and is a predicted model, not a curated record. NCBI's taxonomy places the organism in Eukaryota, Fungi, Chytridiomycota, Chytridiomycetes, Polychytriales. The coding region runs from base 1 to 2076 and encodes 691 amino acids.
AUGGACGAGAGCCCCGUCAAUAAGGCCAACGCUUUUGCAACUGCUGCCGAAGAGUAUGCUGAACAAGGCAACCUCUCCAUGGCCAUGGAGGCUCAUUUUCGAGCAGCCGAGCAGUUCCUCAUCGCCACCAACUUCACCACCGACCAGGAGCCUGCGGCCACCGGCGCUAGACUCCCCCCAAACUAUCCUCAGUCAAAAUACUCUCCCGUCCGACCUCAUAUUCCAUCCUUGAACCAGCGAACGACACCAUCGUCCAUGAAGGGUACCGUCGGAUCCCACAGCCAACACCUCCCUCAGACAGCCUCGCCGCUGGCAGCCUAUCCCGCAAACUCAGGACCCAGUGAUGGCGAUCUCUAUGGAUCCCGAAACUACUUCCUGGGCCAGGAAAGCGGCAGCAUCCUCGGCAACUCACAGGGCGUCGUCGGCACUGGCAGUCCCGCAGCAGGCUACGUGCUGUCUAAUCCAGCUCCUGCCACGGUGCCUGUCGAGUCUCUGGAUGCCUCCGAGGCCGGGCGACGGUCGAUUGAGAAAAGCUACUUUAUCAUGAAUAGCCAGGCGAAUGACGCGGACGAUGAUCCAGAGGAUCCCUUCAACAAGUUUUGGGACGUUGUCGAGAGUUUGGUUCAAAAGGUCUCGAUCACCGGACCAAUAGCAUUUGCCACGGCUCCAAUUCCGUCGGCAAAUGCGCCCGUUCCUCCUUCCUCUGCCCUUGCACCGCUCGAGUAUCAACAAACCAUCCCCGAGUAUGCGCACCAAGACUCAUCGUGGGGAAACCCGCCCGACGGUGUUCGGCAUGAACCUAACCCGCGCGAUAUGUCCGACACCAUGAAGACCACAAGCAUCCUCAACUCGUACUUUAUGGUGCCCAAUGGCGACAAGAUCGGUUCGUCGGUCCUUCCGGUCAGCAGCCCCGCCGGGUCGGACCAUGAGCGCUCCGGUCCCCAGUCUACCUUUGCGGGCGCGAGCCCUGCCGCUCGAUUCGGAGGCGAAAAUGUCGUCUUUGGCGAUCCCAGCGCGUCCAUCGACUCAAACUACUUUGGGCAGGCCCGAACUGCCAACGCGGACACAGCCGCUGAGGUCGACGUUGGCCGAGCGAGUGAGGCCAUUGGAGGCAAGGUCGAGAGCACUGGCUCCUUCUCAUCAGGCAUUCUCACAUCCGCCUCGUCUGUUACCAAGCCAAGCGUCGCAACAGUAAACCGAACCGCGGAUGAGCUCAUGGCCGAAAACGACGAGCUCCGGACGACAAUCGAUGCGCUGACAAAGCGUCUGGCUGUUAUGGAGAAGGCGUGGGAAGAGAAUAGUGUUCUCCGCAACAGCAUCAUCCAGUUCCGCCAGGACGUCCAGAAGCAAGCCAAGCGGUAUAAGCAGAGCCCUCUUGGUCUCUCUCGCCAGUACUCGACCCCGGCCUCUGGCAAACAUGUUGGCACCAUGACCGAUCCCAUGGACACCGACUUGCAAUCCCGAGUGGCUGAACUCGAAGCCGAGCUCGAAAAGUGCAAGCAAGAGAACGAGGCGCAGACACUGGUGAUGAACAAGUAUAAAGACCGAUGGGAACGGCUCAAGGAGUCGGCUCGCAAGAAGAAAGAGUCCAAAGAGAGCUUCAAUCCAUCCGAGUCAGUUGGAUCGUCAUCAACCCGGGAGGACAGCACCCCGUCGAAUGAACUAUCGAGCAACGGCUCGCCCGCCCAUGUCUGCAGCAGCCCGACUACCCAUUCCACCGGCACUUAUGACGCACGACGCAAGAGCUUCGGCCCCUCCGAGCCCAGCCCAGGAAGCAGCAGCCCGCACUCAGUCGUGGCCCGACCGGCUUCGACGAUUGUGCCAAUUCUCUCCAAGACGACCUCCCUAUCAAUGGUGCCGUCGUCGUCGGAGGGUGCCAAGGGCCUGGCCAACAUCGGCGGCGGUUACAGCCCUCCCCACGUCGUUACUCGGCCCAAGAGCACCAGCAUCACAUUCUCGAAGAAGAUCGAGUCCCAGCCGCCGGUGCCACCCUCUCCAAACAGGAGCGUCUCCAACUCGGUGAUCAGCGGACAGAGCCUCUUCUUUUCGGCGACAAGCGGCGCUGGGUUUGAGUGA